AUGGUUUUUGCAAAAAUAGCAUUAGGAACAGCAGGUGCAGUAACUAUUGGAUAUAUAUUUGUACCACCAUUUAAUAGAAAACUUGAAAGAAAUGUUCUAAGACCAAUUAGAAAUUAUAGAAGACAUUUAUAAUAAGAAGAUUCAUUCAAGACUGAAGUAUGUCACUAAUAAAAUUUGUUAGGAAGAAUUCUAUCAAUUCUUAGGAAGUGUUGCUUUAGGUACAUUGAGAAUGUUUACAAUCGAAAGCGAUUGA
Molecule: messenger RNA, 253 nt
Organism: Paramecium primaurelia
Lineage: Eukaryota; Ciliophora; Oligohymenophorea; Peniculida; Parameciidae
Source: the annotation of a GenBank genome assembly